Cyanidioschyzon merolae strain 10D is the source of this 825-nucleotide messenger RNA. Its product is annotated as similar to vesicle-associated membrane protein 7. The transcript has a single exon. Gene Ontology annotation, biological process: vesicle-mediated transport. Gene Ontology annotation, cellular component: membrane. The record is from RefSeq and is a predicted model, not a curated record. Bases 1 to 825 code for a protein of 274 amino acids. Lineage: Eukaryota; Rhodophyta; Bangiophyceae; Cyanidiales; Cyanidiaceae.
AUGGAGCGCACUACUGCGGCAAACACCUCCCUUUCAAAAGGGACGAACGCUCUCUCCGUUUCGAAUAGUGAUGACGCAAACUUGAGCAAGGCACGCAGCAGCGACGACAGUGCUGGACAGACGGAGCGACCAGCCCCCGCACCGCGACGCAUCCUCUUCGUCACUGUCGGGAAUAGCUCCGUGCGUCUGGUAACCUACCUGGACCGUCGAGCGAUCCAGGAGGGUCUCGGUGCGGGAGAGCGCCCAAAGUUCGAGGAAAUUGCGGAUCGAAUUUUGAAUAAAACGCCGACUGGGACGGAUGUGCGCACCUCGUACGACAGUGGAAACGUCGGGUAUCACGUUCAGGUUCAUCAGGACCUCAUCUACUUGGCAGUGUGUUUGCGUGGGUACCCCAGACAACUGGCUUUUGAUUUUCUACAGCAAGUACGUGAACAGUUUGAAUCGCGAUAUGCGCCCGCUGACCUGCGGAGAAUGACGAAACCGGACGCCCUGGACGCUGCGUUUCGCCCAACGCUCAAAGCGCUGACCCAGACGUACACAACGAGGCAGGACAAGAUCGCCCAGCUCCAGGGCGAGGUUCGUGACAUUCACGCUGUGAUGCAGCGCAACAUCGAAGACGUCUUGGAGCGUGGCGAACGCUUGGAUGACCUCGUGGAGCAGGCCGAUGCGCUCCGGAAUACGGCGGGUACGUUUCAGCGGCAGUCGGGAACCUUGAAGAAACGCAUGUGUCAAAAGAAUGUGGCCGCGGCGAGCUGUAUCAUCGUUUUAGUGAUCUUGAUCAUCCUAGCGAUCGUUCUCGGUGUCGUCCUGACGCAUCGUCACUGA